GACCCAAGAAUCCCAUAUGUUUUGCUGCUUUACUUGCAACUAUUCUUCAACGCCGUGAUUGUAUCUGUGGUGAUCUAUCUACUAUACACUGUCGUACGCACUGUCCGUCAAGAUGUCAGACACAAAAUUGAAAUGUACACGGCGGAUGCUAUUCAAGAAAUCUCCCUUUGUUCGAGGCAAUACUACCGAAACCGCUGUUCGAAUGACGGCACGAAUAUACGUGCUCCUGCGCUCGAAGAAACGUGCAUGGCAUUGGAAAAAUGCAUGAAUCGUGAUCCACAGCAAAUCGGAAAGUCUCAAAUUACUGCUGAGACUUUCGCUGAUAUAUUGAACGGGUUCAUGAACCCAAUUAGCUGGAAACUGACAGUCUUGUUCACAGGGCUUAUUGUGGGCGGCGUGUUCAUUAUCAAUGUCGCGUUUGGCACAUAUAGAAGUCGAUCUGGGAUGGAGGAUUUCUCUAAAAAUACAAAUGCUACUAACUCAGUCGUAAGAAGCCGCAAAGAAAUGGUGCUGUGUCCCCAGAAU
Molecule: messenger RNA, 525 nt
Organism: Metschnikowia bicuspidata var. bicuspidata NRRL YB-4993
Lineage: Eukaryota; Fungi; Ascomycota; Pichiomycetes; Serinales; Metschnikowiaceae
Exons: 1
Biological process (GO): nuclear envelope organization; lipid homeostasis
Cellular component (GO): nuclear membrane; nuclear envelope
Source: RefSeq, a predicted model, not a curated record